CAAUUCAAGUUUUAAAAUGUCAAAAAGAAAAUGCAAAAGUGCAAUUUUCGAUUAUCUUAAGUCCACUUACAGCGAACUGCCUCUUUCUGAUAAUUCGACUUCUUAUCAGCUAUGUUUAAAAGGACAUGUUAUUUAUUUGUAUAUUCAAAAUGGAUUUUCAGCUACUAAAACAGAAAAAAAAUAGAUCAUCUAGCAAAGUUAUAUAGUGACUUUUACCAGCAAAAGUACUUGGAAUUACGAAGUACUAUUAUUAGCAAUAUAAGUAACACCAUGAGCGACCGAGUUGCCACAAACCAUGCAACAGUAACUAAGUUAAACAAUUUGUGGCAAAAGUCAUUAAAUGAACUUAACUGUCAUCUUCAUCCAUUAGACACAAUAACCAGUGCUUGUAAGUCAUCGCUUAAAGCAUUGGAAACUUCACAAGGGAAUCUUUUUGGUAAAGACUGUGUUGCUGCUAACAUUGUUGUUCAGCUUAACAAACUCCGUUACAAGGAUGGUAAAGGUGACCCGAAGGGUUUUGUUAUAUUUUUGGAUAACAACAAGCUCCCUAGAGGACUACUACCUCGCUACAAGGGAAAUCGACUACACAUCCUUUUUCACACGUGUGGAGUCUUAAUUCAUUACUAUGCUCUGUUGAGAACUUUCCUGCAUUCUGGUGUGGUUUCAUGUGGAGGACUGAGAAAUAGCUUGCUCCUAGACUUCACAUCAGACACUGGUAUACGCGAGCUGUGUGCUAUAGGUUUAAUGGGAAAAUUAUUGACCGGUCCUUGGAUGACCAAUUUCUAUGUUGCACAAAGUGAAGUUGACUUUUUGUCUGGUGUUGAAGUGGUUAAAGGUGUUCGCAACAUUCUUAUUGAGAGUCAGAAGAAUGCUCUUUCUUUAUUAAACCGAACAACAGACUUUUUUGGUGGUUGUAUUAAUGAUCCGGUGUUUGAUUCUAAUGUUAACUUUUCUCCAAGAACUGAUGAAAUGAGAGACGCAAUAGUCUGCUGUUUGAGUGCUGUUGUUAAUGUCAUUGACCGGCAAUACAAGCGACUGUUUAACUUGAAUACAACUGAUAAACUAGCCACAAUUUUCUUGAGAAUAUUAUUAGGCAUUAUUUAGGCCCUCAGGACUUUGUGAAGCCCCUAAAUACUAAUUAAAAAUAAAAUAUUAACUAUACAAAAAAAUAGAUAGAAGAUAGAAGUUAUAAAUUAAUGCAUAUUUUUUUUUUUUGUUUUUUUUUUAUGUUGUUUUUUAUAUUUAUCGUUAUUAAUAGUUCACAUAAACAAUCUCAGAAAAUAAGUUUCUUAUUCAUUAUGCAUAUGUAUACAUUAUCUUUUUUUUAGUAUUCGCACCAUUUAAAGGCACCAAGAAAUUUAGUAGCCAUGGCGCAGUGGUUUAGCAGUUGUGGCGCAGUGGUUUGAGCAUUGGACUCUUGAUCCAAGGUUUGCGGGUUCGAUCUCAGCUCGAAGCAAAUAAACGUUAUCGGUAAAGGUGGAAAUAGAAAGUUAUCUUAAUAAAUGCUAUUCUUCAUGUGGCGGUUCUCUGUGACAAGACCAUUAGGACUUCUUAGAGCACCUUAAUAACUAAAAACAAAAGUUUUAAGAUUUAAUAGGAGUGUACCUUACCACUUUUUAUUCGGCUAAUUUUUAUUUUU
Molecule: messenger RNA, 1639 nt
Organism: Hydra vulgaris (swiftwater hydra)
Lineage: Eukaryota; Metazoa; Cnidaria; Hydrozoa; Anthoathecata; Hydridae
Source: RefSeq, a predicted model, not a curated record